Rhopilema esculentum is the source of this 3394-nucleotide messenger RNA. RefSeq lists its product as uncharacterized. The record is from RefSeq and is a predicted model, not a curated record. Lineage: Eukaryota; Metazoa; Cnidaria; Scyphozoa; Rhizostomeae; Rhizostomatidae.
UGAUCAAGGAAUUAGCUAUGAAAAUUUGAGAGUCAUGGGCAUUCGACAAAGCCUUUAGGAAUAAAUUACCAGUAGUAUUAGUUCUUAAUAAAAUAAGAUUUACAAUGAAACAAUAUCUACAUGUGAACUUGAAUUGCGAUUUGAAAAAUAGAACAAAAAAACUAUUUGGAGAAAAUUUUGGUAUCUAACUUCUUAUUAUAUAGAAGGGGGGAGCAAGAAUACUGAGUAUGACAAAAUGAAAACAUUUAUGCAAUACGUGAAUUCUUCCUCUCAUACCGAUGUCCUUUGUGUCAUGAGAAGAAGAGUAUUUAAUUUCAAACUUUAUUCUAUUCAGUAAAUUGUGUAUUUCUUUAAAACAAUGACAGCAUAAGCAACUGAUAGCAAAGUUCAAAAGUUUUUCAGGUAUUACAACGUCUUAUCAGAUUUUUCAAAUAGGCAGGUAUAACAACAAAACAAGACUUUCUAUCUCUAGGGUACUAGCCAGUAGAAUAUCAAAUGACUUAGACCUAAGGAUAAGAUUUCAUUGCAGUCACUAAUUCUUCAAACAUUAGCCGUAUAUUUUACCCUCUCUUGAACGGGUCUCUAAGACCUGCUGUGAAGGACUUAAGUGAAAAUGUGAACAUAGUUUUACGCUCGAGCAAUUUAUGAUUGCGAAUUGCAGGUGGAAAAUUAUUGCUUACCUAACCGUAGCUAUUCUAAAAUUGAGACAACCUAUCAAUAAAGGGCGAUACCAAAUACAAAAUAGGCCGUUAUUUUAAUUGGUAGGCGUUUACUUGAAUUCUGUAACAAACAAUUCAUUUUGAUUGGAAACUACUGUCUGAAAACCCCAGACACUGGGGGCAAACGUCAUCAUGUCAAAGACUAUUAUUUUGUUUGGAUUACUUCUCGUGGCGGCCAUAUUUGAUAGCGUAGUUGAAUGUAGAAGAAGACAUAACAGAAAAGCUAAAAAGGAGGUUAUACACUCAAAUGAAAGAGAAGCAAGACAAAGCAAAUUUCAUCUUAUGCUACGAAAGAAGCUAGUGCAAGAGAGACGAGAAAAUGCAGAGAAGAAGAAAGCAGCGGACCAGGGAAGCGAGCCAGACAACCGCAUCACCCAGAAUGCGCUCCCGGAAGAGACGCCAAUAGUUGCUAGUCCACCGGUGUACCAGGACAUUUACUCACGUAUGCCAAUGCUGCCAAUGCUGCCAUUGCCUCUAUUUUACAAUGGUGCUGAUGAUGCAUCUGGGCAACAGGAAAUAGCAAGCCAGGUUGCUGAGUUCGAGGAUGAGGCCAAGCAAGAGGGAUUUUACCCCGAAGAGGAGCAAGAUGAGCAAGAAGAUGCUGGCAAUAAACAAUUUGAGGACGAAGGUAGUCAGGAAAAUGUAGACAGUGGAAGUGGAACAGAGGCGGAAGACAUUUACGAUGAUGCAAAGGGCAUUGAAGAGGAGGAGAAUCAGAAAAAUGGUUUCUAUGGCGGUUCUGAAGCAGCAAAUCGAGAUGAUAUGGCCGCUGGUGCCGGAACAGAUCAAAAUACGGAGGCACAAAAGGGUGGCACACAGGAAGCGGCAGCGGGACAAGCGGCAGGAGGACAAGCGGCAGCGGGUCAAGCGGCAGCGGGAAAAGGGGCUGGACAACAGCAGCAACAAGGACAGCAACCAGCUGCCGAAGAUAACAAAGAAAAACCAACAAUUAAACCGGCAAGCAAACCUUUGCAAAAGGCUCCUGCCAAGGCUGCUGCAGCAGGAAGCAUGACCCAAGCAUCAGCACAGCAACAGGGAUACAUGGCACACCAAAAUAUGGCUCAAAAUCCGCUCUCACAAAAUCCAAGCGGGUUGGCACAGCAUCCUCAAGCUCAAGGACAAAGCCCUACGAUGGCCCAGCAGUUUACGACAACUCAACAACAGACAAUACCGCCAGGAUACCAUUAUCCUAUCGUGGCGCAGCAACAACAGCAAAUGCAGGCGAUGCAAAUGCCACAAUAUGGAAUGCUGAUGCCAGGACAGGUACCAUGCCAAUUUCCAAGCCAAUGUUCUCAAACGAUGGGAAUGCCUGCACCAGGCCAGCCCGAUCCGCCACCUGGUUUCAUGAAAGUUGUUACUGGCUACCAGGUGGUGCAACCAUCAGCAAUGGUUCCUCAACCAGCAUAUGUGCCGCCUCCACCACCGCCACCUCCACCACCGCCUCCUCCACCGCCACCUCUUCCACCUCCACCUCCUCCACCACCACCUCCUCCACCCAUUGCACCACCCCCACCACCCCCUGUCCCUGUAUAUGCGCAACAGUAUCAGGUACCAUACCAACCACCAAUGCAAUAUCAAAUGCCACUAUACCAACAAAUUGGCUGCGCCCCAUCAUGCGCCACUCGAUGUACCACGAUGUGCCCAUCUCAUUGUUGUGGCAUAAUGAAAAGAGACAAUGUUUUGAGGUGGUGGAAUAUGUACCAACGAACGAAAUUAAGGGGUCGAAAGAAGUAGAUCAAGUCAAAUGUUGAAAAAAUUUCGAGAAUAUCGAGGGAACUAGUUCUUUAUGGCCGUAACGAAGUACAUCUGUAACUGAGAACGGACAAAAAAUAAAGAGAACUUCAAGACAAGAAAAUUUUCUCCUUAAUGCAAUUUAACACCAUAAUGUAUCAUAAUACUGGGAAUAAAUGCCCCUAAAAAUGGCGUAAAAUAUUGAUAUGCUUUAAGUACGUCAGACUAAAAGGCAAGCCACACAAGAAUGAUGUCGCAAACGUCAAUAUUAAGCAUAUAAGCAUAUGCAAUCGAAAGUAGAAUGGUCUAAUGUCAAUGAAAGCCUCGCGUAUUCAUUCAUACAAUGUUUAAGAAACUGAAAAAGAGAGCAGAGGUUCGUAUCACUCUUUUAGGAUUAGAACAUCAUUUGUUGAAAAAAAGUCCCUAUGCAUCGCGAAAAUUUCUCAAGGAGAGAAGUUUUCCCUAUUACACGUCCAGUGGAAAAUUUUGUUAAUACAAUUAGUUAUUUCUCACUCUAUGCUUCGUAACAGUGUUCUGUUACCCGAAAGUUAGCUAUAGAAUUGCCUUGACCCAUGCCAUCUAAUUUUACAGGCAUGGGUCAAGGCACAACUUUUAGUUUGCAUAAAAAAUAGCUCAGACUCAGUACUCGCGGUAGAUUUGUUACGCUUUCUUAGUGCUAACAGGAGGAUGGUCUUUUUAUAAAUUAAAAAUAGCAAGAGGCAUUUAUAAAUUUUUUUGCAAACGAUAAGGAGCAUAAGAAGAUCAGGAAGCACUGCAAAGAAUAAUUUUGUGAAGUAAUUUCAACUCAAUGUGUAUAAUAAAUAGUUAGCAAAUAAGUAGUUAGUAAAUAACUAGUAGAAUUGGGAGCUUGUUCGUAUUUUGUUUUUGAUUACUUUAGACUAACAAAAACUUUGAUGUUAAUAGAAUAAUUUCAUAUCGGAAAA